AGCGGAGCUAGUGACACAGCCGCGGCAGCAGCCACACUGAAUGGGAAUGACUGAUGCAAAGCAGAAUCGCCAUUGCAAAAAAGGCAGAGCUGAGAACAGCAAGAGCUCACCUCGGGCUGCCCGGGAUUAUUCUUGCGCAGCCAGUUGGCUGAGGCGAAGCCGUCUUCAGAAUCACCUCCCUAUGUAAUGUACCGAAAAACCGUCAUCGUAUAGUGGCAUCAUGAGGGGAAGACACGUUUUCGUGGCUGCGCUGUACAUGCUGGCACACCUUCGUACCAUAGGAUGCUUCUCUGGAGAUGAUGAUCCUUUCGGGACAGUUCAUCAGCAUGAGCCCAAGAAGCCAUUUAUUUUCUAUCAGGAUACCGAGGACAGUGAUGGAGCCUUGGGUCUGGAUGAUAUUGAUAAACCCAGAAACAUUUUCCACUCAGCCUCAACUGCAAGGAUCAACAAACUACGGCCAGAAUUGUUCCUGAAGACAUCCUUCCGGAAAGCUGCCAACGAUCUAACAGUCAAUUUGUUAGCGAGGACCGAUGAAGACUUGGAGAUUGAAAAUGUACCUCUGCCUUCUCAGGAUGUCAUUGUUGUGAAGCUACAAUUGGAUAUUCACAAACUGAACAUUACACUGCUACAGAAGUUUCGAGAUGGCAUUGCCGCAGCCCUGGAUGUCUCCCCUCAGCAAGUGCACAUAAAUCGCCUUAAUAAAAGAAAGAACUGCAUUGAGCUAUACGUUUCCCCUCCUCCGGAUAAGCCUGGCAUGAUGGACCCCAUGCCUUCUGAUGAAGUAAUCCGCUCCCUCAACAUCAACAUUCUUCACCGGAGUCUAUUCCAGUUUGGCAUCACGGAGGUGACCACUGAGAAGAACGUUCUGCAGGGACAGCAUGAGAGGGACAGAGUGUGGACCAAGGAAGGAUUCUACGCCAUGGUCAUAUUCCUCACCAUCUUUGUGAUAAUCAUCACCUGUCUCAUGGUCCUGUACAGACUCAAAGAGAAAAUUGAGUUUCCUGAGCGGCAGUUUAAGGAGCAAAACCGAGAAAUCCACUUGGCACCCAUCCCUAUCCAGACCAAAAAGGCAGAAGUAAAAAUAGCCAACAGCAUGGUACAGCCCGAACCUACGGCCAGAGAAGACACCCUGUGCCAGUCCGUGCCCGACAUCAAGCCCUGUCUGUCUGCCAGCCCAUCGCCAUUCAGAAUGAAGCCCGCCGGUCUGCAGGAAAGACGAGGCUCAAAUGUCUCUCUCACCCUGGACAUGAGUGCCUUGGGAAGCGUAGAGCCCUUCGCUUCUGUGCCAACACCUCGUGAGAAAGUUACUGUGGAAUACUUGCUGUCAGCCCACAGGGUCCUGAGCCACCAGCAGUUGCGGGAGGUGGUUGCCAACACCCAGUCACUGCACUCGGAAUUUGCGGAAAUUCCCAUGAACUUUGUUGACCCCAAAGAGCUGGACAUUCCAAGUCAUCGGACGAAAAACCGCUACACCAGCAUCCUGCCAAAUCCACGGACUAGAGUGCGUCUGAAAAAUAAGGCUGAGAGCGACCCACUGGCCAGUUACAUAAAUGCUAAUUAUAUCAGGGGCUACAUGAACAAAGAGAAGGCAUUCAUUGCCACACAAGGACCAAUGAUAAACACAGUGAAUGACUUUUGGCAGAUGAUCUGGCAGGAGGAUGUGCCUAUUAUUGUCAUGAUCACAAAACUGAAGGAAAAAAACGAGAAAUGUGUGCUGUACUGGCCAGAGAAAAGAGGCAUCUACGGGAAGGUGGAGGUGCUUGUCAACAACGUUCAAGAAUGCGACCAUUACACCAUUCGGACCCUGACUCUAAAGCAAGGGGGCCAAAGUCAAACUGUGAAGCACUACUGGUACACCUCGUGGCCUGACCAUAAGACACCUGACAGCGCAUACCCGCUGUUGCAACUCAUGGCCGAAGUAGAGGAUGAUCAGAAAACUGCAGCUGACAGAGGUCCUGUAGUUGUUCACUGCAGUGCUGGUAUUGGAAGGACUGGCUGCUUCAUUGCUGCCUCCAUUGGAUGCCAACAGCUGAAGCAGGAAGGAGUUGUUGAUGUGCUCUCCAUUGUGUGCCGACUUCGGAUGGACAGAGGAGGCAUGAUUCAGACUGGCGAGCAGUAUGAAUUUGUCCACCACGCCUUGAAUCUCUACGAAUGCAGUCUUUGCUCUGAAGAUGGCCAAUAAACUCACCAGGAGUGGUUUGCAUAUGGACUGUAUUUUUUUCAUUGAAGCAACUAACAAGGUACCUGUGUUACCUGCUGUUGGCAACUUGUCAAAACAAGGAGAGCUGCAGUGAAAUGUCACUGUGAUUAACUUCUGUGGCAUAUUAACUGAACACUAGAUUUUUUGAGUGGAAAAAGUCUGCAUCUCUGUCAAUGAAUGUACUUUUUCACAGCAGUUGCAUCUGCUUGUAUGAUUGUGUAUAUUCUGAUCGUGUAUCUUUACCAGAAAAUGAAAUUUGGUGGGAUCUGUAACUUUUGUGAUGGAUUACUAGCUACCAGUUACAUUUCCAAUUCUACUUUUGUGCAAUCUACUUUCUAAUUUGAACAUCUUUUGUGUGGUGAGCUGACAUAUUAAUAUGUAUGCAGGUCAAUUUUUGGAAUGUAUCUAUUGCUCAAAUACUUUCAACCAGACUGUUUGAAACCACAUCAGGGUUUUGCUAAAAGAAUAAUAGAUUUGACAAUAAUGGUAAAGAAACUUUGGCAGAAAACCUGUUUCAGUUGUACUAGAGGUCUGUGGGCUAGUAAUGAAAGGCUGCCUUUUGGUGACAUAUAAUAUUUAGUCUCAAUCAGUAAAACUGUGUAUUUAAUGCCAUAUUUAUUAAGUAAAAGAAUAAACAGAAGUGAAAUUCUACUAUUGACAAGUCCAGUUUGGCCACUGACCCACUGUGGUCUAAUCAUCAGAAUAUGAAAUCCAUAGAACUCUAAAGGAAAAGUAAUUACAUUUAUAGCUCUUUGGUAAAAGAUUCUAUACACAUAUACUGUCCAGUACUCUGCAUUUAUCAAAGCAUAGGUAAAUGGGAACUGUUUGUCUCGGCAAUGGCAAAGUGAAAAUAAGCAAGCAAAGUAAAAAUAAAUAAAACUGUCAAAUAUUAAAAUAUUUACAGAACUACAGUGAGUGAGUUGAUGAAGAAGAAUAUAAAAGCUUACAUGAUAGUACUCAUUUAAAUGCCAAAAAGGGUUUUUAUGUUCCCCUCUUUGUAAUUCAAUUCUAUUAUGUUCAGUGCUACAUUUUUGAUGUAGCAUUUAACUGCAAGCACAGACUACUGUAGUGAACAAUUGACACAACAUGAUCAGUACUUUUGAAUUUACGGUAGUUCACUUUUGAAGUCUAUUCACUUGGACUCUACCUCAUUGGUUCAUGUCACUCAUGAUUUAUUUUGAAAAAUUAAAUGGCUACAACUGAUGGUUAUUUUUUCAAGGUCAAUCAAAUUUAAGGUGCUAGUCCACUUCAUUAAGAGCUUUACAAACCCCCUUUAUGCUAAGUGAACCCUUCUAUUAAAAAUUCAACAUUUUUAAUUAGUUGAGCAUUCAUUAUCAUUCAAAAUAAUCUAUAAUGUACAUUUCUUCUUAUAUAAACAUCCGUGAAGCAGGAUGGGUAUUACUGUUCUGGUGACACAUCUGCCUGAUUUCAGUUUCGCUCGAUAUACUGUAUACUAUACUGUAUAUGUGAAGAAUAUUUAAAAUACUGUACUUUCUAGCUCUGUCAUUACAUGGGUUUGCACUACAGCCUGCUGUGUGAUAGUUGGGUUUGUCUUUAAGCUUAUGAGAGUUUGUCUAUUAAUGUCCCAGUGUGCUUCAGUUUCUGUAUUAUGAAUGAAAACGUACACAGUUACAAGUGCUAUUAUAAAUUAUGUGGCCAUUCAUAAUUCUCGGCCACAUAAAAUUCUUGCUGCUGAAACUGCAAGUAUUUUAACUUUAUCUCAGAAAAACAAAACCAACAAAGGAAAAAUCUGAUUGUGAUAUAAUUAAAGAGUUUUUUGAAAUGACAAUUUUUAUAUGUAAAAAUUUUCUUUUUUAUUUGUGAUACAAACUUUUAAAAUAAUGUGUCUCUUGUUCUUGGAUAAGCAACUCAGCUGCAAUACAUAAAUGUUGAUAUUUAUAAACAUGUUACUGUUGUCUGUCUUUGGUUUCAGACAGUAUGCUGUAUAUUGUAGUAUGUGUGCUCUGUAGUUACAAAUGUUUGGCAUAUUCUAAGGAUUUUAUUAAAUAUUAUUACUUGAAAUGAAUGUUGUGAAAUCCUGAAAAACUAUAUACAUAUAUAUAAAUAUAUAUAUAAAUAUAUAUCUAUCUAUUUAUAAUACUGUACAUAAAUAUGCCUUGAUAAAAUAAAAUAAAUACAGCAGAACUGAAACAUAAUGCUCCUUGUGGUUUCAUAGUGAAACACUUAGUGAUGUAGUCUUGUGAAGCAAUCUGUUAUUUCUAUAUACAUUGAGUAGGGCAGUUUAAUUAUGUGUGCAUACCUUGGACUGUUAUCUCUUGGUGUUAACCUUACAUUCAAAAAUGCCAAUAAAUUUCUGUUAUUUUUGAAAUAAU
Molecule: messenger RNA, 4533 nt
Organism: Erpetoichthys calabaricus (reedfish)
Lineage: Eukaryota; Metazoa; Chordata; Cladistia; Polypteriformes; Polypteridae
Product: receptor-type tyrosine-protein phosphatase R
Exons: 14
Coding region: 221-2182 (653 amino acids)
Biological process (GO): protein dephosphorylation
Molecular function (GO): protein tyrosine phosphatase activity
Source: RefSeq, a predicted model, not a curated record